Cylindrotheca closterium is the source of this 1059-nucleotide messenger RNA. Lineage: Eukaryota; Bacillariophyta; Bacillariophyceae; Bacillariales; Bacillariaceae. The record is from the annotation of a GenBank genome assembly.
AUGCCUCGCACGUCCACCAGAAGACGAAAAGAAGCAGCCGAGUACAGUAAAUCCGUUCGAAACAACACCACGAAGAAAGUUUCCGCACCGGUGGUGCAGCAAAAAAUGGACCUUUCUGUGGUCGACAAAGCUUAUGGUGAUUAUGCUGAUUUGUACGGCGACGUCUUGCGUGUAAGCGCCACUGCUACCCACGAACACAUUCAGUUGGCCUACUUUGAUCGACGAUCCGAACUCUUUACGCUGCUGGCCAAAAUUGACGCCAAGUCGCAAGAUGCUAGGACCGCAAAGGAGCGACGUCAAGCCGAACGCAAAAUGGAUUCCGUCGUCUUGGCAGUCCGCAUUCUAGGAGAUUCCGCUAGUCGAGAACAAUACGAUCAAGUACGGCAGACCCGUUUGCUCAAUCGUAGACGAUCCAAGCAAAAUCACUUUGAUGGAGACUACAGCAAGGUUAGCCGAAGGGCCACCUUUCAAGAAAAGCCAGUGACAACUGAGAUGAGAUAUGAAGAAGAGAAUUUGGAGGCACCACAACGUCGAAGUACCAGCAGAUCGAAGCCAUCUUCGAGUGCUAGAUCUUCUGGUCGGAGUCGAACGCCCAAGAAGAGUAGUUCGAGACGGGCAGUACCGGCCGAUGACUUGGAUGAAACUCUCAACACGUACGAGAUGACGGAUGAGGAAGCCGAUGCUGAUUUGGAUCGUUCGUACCUUUCGUAUGAAACGGACGAAUUCCGUCAGGACGAUACCACCGUGGGAAGUGGCACCAUUGGUACCAUGACCAUUGGUGAGACCACUGUUGGCAGUGGCACCAUUGAAACAAAUACUUUGGGGGAGGCAACUUUGGAUACUUACACUGUCAUCACCAUGGACGAGGACAAGGUUGAUCCAAAGCUUUUCUGUGGAAACGUUGACUUGGCCCGAAAGUUCCAAAAGGAAGUCAACGGGGCAUUCCAAGAUACAGUUGCUUCCUUUGACCAAGUCUUUAAUGCAUUCACACUAACGGAUAAGGAUAUUCGUGCAGUCACCAAGCGCAUUGAUAAGGCCAAGCGCCAGUUGGAUGACUAA